Abrus precatorius (Indian licorice) is the source of this 1713-nucleotide messenger RNA. Its product is annotated as cysteine synthase 2. NCBI's taxonomy places the organism in Eukaryota, Viridiplantae, Streptophyta, Magnoliopsida, Fabales, Fabaceae. Gene Ontology annotation, cellular component: cytoplasm. The record is from RefSeq and is a predicted model, not a curated record. The transcript is spliced from 6 exons. Gene Ontology annotation, molecular function: cysteine synthase activity. Bases 30 to 1307 code for a protein of 425 amino acids.
AAAGAAAACGGAGUGGGGAAGGUGCAAAAAUGGCGCCUGUGGCAGGGAGAAGCACAGGCGCCGUUAGCGUUGGAGCUGCCAUCUUCGUCUCACUCGCUGUCGCUUAUUUCUUCUGCGACCGUCGCUUCAACUCAUCGAAGAAGAAGAAGAAGAAGAAGAAAUCUACGAAGGGGCUCGUCGACGCUAUCGGAGACACUCCUUUGAUUCGAAUCAAUAGCCUUUCUGACGCCACUGGUUGCGAAAUUCUCGGCAAGUGCGAGUUUCUGAACCCUGGUGGCAGUGUCAAGGAUCGUGUUGCAGUUAAAAUCAUUGAAGAGGCUUUGGAAUCUGGCCAGCUACUUCCAGGUGGAAUUGUUACUGAAGGGAGUGCUGGAAGCACCGCCAUUAGCAUUGCCACUGUUGCUCCUGCAUUUGGAUGCAAAACCCAUGUUGUUAUACCAGAUGAUGCUGCCACUGAGAAGUCUCAAACACUUGAAGCCCUUGGGGCAACUGUUGAGAGAGUACGACCAGUGUCAAUUACUCACAAAGACCAUUUUGUCAAUAUUGCAAGAAGGCGGGCAUCUGAAGCUAAUGAGUUUGCAUCUAAGCAUGGAUAUUCACAUUUGAACGGCAAGGAUGCAGAGAAAAUAAAUGGUCAUGAAUCUGAUGGAUACUGUCACAGCUCGGUCUUUUCUAAUGAUUGUCAAGGUGGCUUUUUUGCUGAUCAGUUUGAGAACUUAGCAAACUUCAGGGCCCAUUAUGAGGGUACAGGGCCUGAGAUUUGGGAACAGACCAAAGGAAAUUUAGAUGCAUUUGUUGCAGCAGCAGGCACUGGUGGUACAUUGGCUGGUGUUUCUAGGUUUCUUCAGGAAAAGAAUCCAAGAAUCAAGUGCUUCCUCGUAGAUCCUCCUGGCUCUGGUUUGUUUAAUAAGGUAACAAGGGGGGUGAUGUACACCAAAGAGGAGGCAGAAGGACGAAGACUUAAGAAUCCAUUUGACACUAUAACAGAAGGGAUUGGAAUUAACAGGAUAACAAGAAAUUUUGCGAUGGCAAAACUUGAUGGGGCAUUUAGAGGCACAGAUAGGGAGGCUGUUGAAAUGGCCAGGUUUCUUUUGAAGAGUGACGGGCUCUUCCUUGGGAGUUCCUCUGCAAUGAACUGUGUUGGAGCAGUUAGAGUAGCACAGUCAAUUGGCCCUGGUCACACAAUUGUAACCAUUCUUUGCGACAGUGGAAUGAGACAUCUGAGCAAGUUCCACAGUGCCGAAUACUUGACUCAGCUUGGUUUGACACCCAAAGCAACUGGAUUGGAGUUCUUAGGUAUCACAUGAAUUUUGGUUCCACUUUCAGAGUUUUGAAGUUUAUAUGCCACUGGUUCUUGACCAAAAAAAAUUGCUACUGGUUCGGUACUAUGUUAUUUGAAUCUCCGGUGCUUAAUGCCCUGCCUCAGGUGCCAAUGCGGACGACCUCUUUCACAUCAUCUGUGAGUGGCCACCACGAAGUUAGAACUAAGUUCAUUGUAAUUAACUUCGAGGGGGUAUUAUGCUUGUUGAUUGACAGUUCGCCUUUUUGGGGUUGGAGAGGGGAUAUUAUAUGCUUUCAUUCUUUGUUAGACUUUAUGAUUUAUUUAACUAGUAGUGAACGAUGACUACCAAUUAUUUGUCAGCAAAGUAUGUUCAAUUCAAACAAUUUGAGAACGAUGAAUUAAGCAAGAUUUUUUUAUUACAAGAUUAAUGA